AUGGGCUACACCUGGUCGGUCGACGGAGGUGGUGGGAGAGGGAGAAGGCAGUCAUCCGGAGUAGGGUCAUUAGCAGUGGUGGAGACCAACACAACAAACCUCUCUCUGUUCAAUUAUUCCUUGAAUGGUGGAGCGCAUGGGAGAGACAGCCAGUCUUGUGAGUCACAGACUUUUAUGGUUGACUUUUUCACACUGGUUUGGUGGGGUGUUUGGCUCUGUGGGCUGCUGGGAAAUGUGGUGGUUGUGCAGUUCCUGGGCUUCCACAUGAAGAAGAGCCCCUUUACUGUCUACAUCCUGAACCUGGCCAUCGCUGACUUCUCUCUGAUCCUUUUUUUUGUUUACCAUUUGCAUUACAUGGUCAGCACAUAUCUCCUGACAGCAAUCAGUGAGGAGCGAUGUCUCUCUGUCCUCUUCCCAACCUGGUACCGAUGCCACCACCACAACCACUUGUCAGGCAUCGUGUGUGGGGUGCUCUGGGCUUUGCCUGGCAUUUUCAUUUGCUUAACAUCUAUUUGCUGUAAUUUUUACCUAAUGUCUGUCUGGGGCAACAUAUGCAGUGGUGCAGAUCUUCAGAGUUCCCUCAUAUUCUCCACCCUGCCACUGCCGUCAGACUCGAUCCUAUUCAUCAAACUCUGGUGUUGCUUACUAAGGCAUCCCCCAGGGAGGCUGCCCAUCAUGCUUCUCACCAGCCUCUUCAUCUGUUGA
Haliaeetus leucocephalus (bald eagle) is the source of this 705-nucleotide messenger RNA. RefSeq names its product mas-related G-protein coupled receptor member D-like. The coding region runs from base 1 to 705 and encodes 234 amino acids. Gene Ontology annotation, cellular component: membrane. Gene Ontology annotation, molecular function: G protein-coupled receptor activity. The transcript is spliced from 3 exons. NCBI's taxonomy places the organism in Eukaryota, Metazoa, Chordata, Aves, Accipitriformes, Accipitridae. The record is from RefSeq and is a predicted model, not a curated record. Gene Ontology annotation, biological process: G protein-coupled receptor signaling pathway.